This is a messenger RNA of Dibothriocephalus latus, 684 nucleotides long. The record is from the annotation of a GenBank genome assembly. Lineage: Eukaryota; Metazoa; Platyhelminthes; Cestoda; Diphyllobothriidea; Diphyllobothriidae.
AUGAGGUGUGUGGUCGGGGCUGCCCCUCCCUCUGUUGGUUUACUUGGCAGCGUUUCAGUGAUCUACUUGGUCAAGAUUUCCAACUUGCUUAGUGGACAGGCACAUGUCGUGCGUAAAUACCCGAACAGCAAGGAUGCGCGCCAGAAAUACGACGAAUGCUUCAAGAGACAACGUCUUCGUGCCUUCGCGAAGGCCAUUGCUAGUGAAGAAAAACCCUCUCCUUUGGAGAACUUCGAUCCCUCCUCAAUUUGCAUCGAGCCCAGCUAUGCGGGACCACACUUGGAGCAGAAAGACGAUGGAACUUAUGCAGUUACACAGAAGUUCAUGACUGAACUUCUGGAAACGUUUAAGGCCCAGAAGAAGUUGCACCGACGUUACGCGGUUGUGAUGGUUAAGCAAUUCUACGAUAUCCUACGGAAACUGCCAACCAUGGUCGAAAUCGACGUUCCAGACGGGGCAAAGUUUACGGUUUGCGGCGACGUGCAUGGUCAGUUCUACGAUCUCGUCAACAUUUUUGAACUGAAUGGUUUACCGUCAACGGAGAAUCCCUACUUGUUCAACGGUGAUUUUGUAGACCGUGGUUCCUUCUCCGUGGAGUGCAUUUUCACCCUUAUCGGUUUCAAGCUGCUCUAUCCAAAUCACUUCUUCAUGUCACGAGGUAAGGAGCCAGUCAAUUUCCUUUAG